AUGCGAUUGAAAGACGGCUAUGUGAUUCCUAGAAAAUAUGCUCCUGAUAUCGCUCGGAAGUAUCAUUACUUCUACGGUCACUCGGACAGCAAGCAGACUACUGCAUGCAUCUCCAAGCACUUUUAUAUAUUUGGGUUGGCCAAGGCUGUCCAGAAGGUCAUUAGCCGGUGUAUUUGCCAGUAUACCCGUGCCAGGAGGGGGACCGACAGGCCUGUCGCAACUUCCCUUGGUGGUGCUAUGGUUCCGAUGGACUGUGUCUUCAUCGACGUCGUUGGUCCCCUACCCUUGUCAGCCAAGCAUCCCUACCGGUUUGUAUUAAGCUGUAUGGAUGCAGCUAGUCGACAUAUCUGGUUUUUUGCUAUUAGCUCCAGUACUUCUCAGUCUCUCAUCGAUACCCUCGAGAGUAGACUAAUCUAUCCCUAUGGUUGCAUGCGUAGCUUGCGUAUGGAUAAUGCUCCAUCAUUCAGGUCAACAACCUUCCGUGGAUGGUGCUAUUCUAGGGGUAUCGUCCCAACCUAUGUACCGUCAUUUGCUCCCCAUCGCAAUUCUCUGUUGGAACGACAGCAUGGUGUCUUGAAGAAGGUGCUCAAGGUUCUGUGUGCUGGCGACACUGACCUGUGGCCCCAAUUCCUACCUGUUGCGAUGGCUCGAUGCAAUUCUCGGUGCUUGGGUGACACCUCUACUACCCCUUUUGAAUUGUUCUACGGUCGCCCUUGUUGCUCUCCGUGGAGCGAUAGGUUCUGUGACCUCCGCUCGGGUAUCUCUGAUGACUCCGUCAAGUUCGAGGCUGACCGGCGUUUGAGGCGAAGGAAUGCCCAACUCAAAGAUAUCAUCGCUCUUCUAGACAAGGCCGAAGCUGAUAGCUUCCUCCGAACCCCUACUACCAACCCCAUUAACAAUCGUCGUCAGUUCAAGAAAG
Messenger RNA from Perkinsus marinus ATCC 50983, 919 nucleotides. RefSeq names its product gag/pol/env polyprotein, putative. The annotation marks the transcript as partial. Lineage: Eukaryota; Perkinsozoa; Perkinsida; Perkinsidae. Gene Ontology annotation, biological process: DNA integration. The transcript has a single exon. The record is from RefSeq and is a predicted model, not a curated record. Gene Ontology annotation, molecular function: nucleic acid binding.